Messenger RNA from Pocillopora damicornis (cauliflower coral), 2916 nucleotides. RefSeq lists its product as uncharacterized. NCBI's taxonomy places the organism in Eukaryota, Metazoa, Cnidaria, Anthozoa, Scleractinia, Pocilloporidae. Gene Ontology annotation, molecular function: calcium ion binding. The record is from RefSeq and is a predicted model, not a curated record.
CUUUAUUUUUCAUCAGGGUCAUAAAUCACUAACCUCUUGAAUAGCCUGUAUUUAAACUCUAUUUCGGAAGGAGCCCUAAUGGCGCCUUCAACAUUUUAGCGCCGUUUGCGUGCAGAAUAAGAAAAUAAUUAGUCAUAUAAAACACAUGUAAUAAGGUUAUUGAUCGCCUGAGGUCGUGCCACAGUUGUCAAUCCUGUUUGUAAAGUUCUCUGAGGAAUCAAAGGCUUACCGACUUCCUGUGAAAGAUACUGUCAGUAUUGACAGACGGUGUAUCCUCUAAAUUAGUCAAUAGUUGGCUUUCCGCUUCUAAGUGGUCUUAACUGAAGAUUUAUUAAGAUUCUGAGGAAAAUUAAUUCGAAAUCAGUUGAAUUAGCGGCUCGCGACAUCUGAAGAGCGCAUAUCGUAUGUUCCGUUGGCCACUUGUCUCCAGGUCUUGCGUGUUAAACUGCCGAUAGCAGUCUGUGAUAACCUUCGCUCUUGAAUCUUCAAUUUCCAUCUGAUAACUUCAUCUACUGACAGACCACAGACACUGCCAAGGCAAGUCUAUUUUUGAUACUGAUCGUUUACAAAUAAAAGCCUUAAUAGUGACUGUAAAUGUUUUAUUGUUCCUGGUAGUAUUGUAUUGGUGCACGCGCUGUUCGUGACUUGCUCUGUUUGGGCGCCACAUCGUAUCGCCACCUCGUAUCGCCACCUCGGUUUAAGCCGCGUUAAACUCUCUUGACUACACGUUGAUCUGAGGAUCCGCUGUGGUCUGAAAAGCUCUAUAAGAACUGAACGAGAAACAAGAACGUGGUCAGACUGGUAUUUUCCAGAAAUAAAAGAGGAAGCAUUUCAAGAGUGGUACACCAUGAAUUUACAAGUUAAGUUUGCGCUGAUGUGCGCGGUGUGUGUGAUGUGCGUAUUUAAAUCGUGUGAAGCUCGAUCCAAACGAAUUCGACCUGUGAUCCACAAAUCAUUGCUUGUUGUUGACGAACAAGGAAUCGAUGUAAUCACAGAUGCGUCCGAGUUGACCAAGAAUGCUAUGACCAAGUCUCGCAAACGGAUUUUUAUGGACGACCACAAUUUUAUCAAGCGGGUGGCAUUGGUUGAGUCUUUCCUAAACAAAACAUCGAAGGAAGGCGGGCCGUGGAGCAUAGAAGAGUGCGCUUUUAAAUCGACGCAAAACAAGCGGAAGGAAAACAAGCAGCUGGCUGCGCUUCACAAGAACAUACGCCGUACAUUUGGUGUGACUUGGUCCAAAAUCAAAUACAGAGAUUUACGGAGACCCCUUUACUCCGUUUUGGCCGCCAGGAUUAUCCUGGAAAUGGCUGUACCGUCAAUUCCCCGUGGUUUGAGAAAUCAAGCCAGGCUUUGGUUGGAGACCUACCAUGAAUGCGCAAAGAAACUCAGCCACCCACAAGUAUGGGAAGACACGAGGAGCAGAUUUAUACGAGUUGUGAAGAAUUCUUGUGCCAGUAACUUUCUAAAGUGUGAACAUGUCUGCCGUGAGUCAAGCAAGGGUAGAGCGAAAUGUGAGUGCCAGUAUGGCUAUACCUUGCAAAAUGACGGCGUGUCUUGUUCAGACGGAGCUUCUCGUUCUUCAAGCGGGACUAAAGCACCCUCUCCCGAGCUGGAAGUUGAAACCGGAUGUGGGAAUGGGCUUAAGUGUGAUCAUAGGUGUGUUGAAUUUGGCGGUGUCCCUCAGUGCGCAUGUCAUAAUGGUUACCAGCUGCAUAUGAAUGGUUUUACCUGUGAUGAUAUUGACGAAUGCCGGCAUUCGCCAUGUUCACAGCUGUGCAAAAAUACCCCAGGCUCAUUUUCCUGUUCGUGCCAGGCGGGUUUCAAGAUUCAGUCAGAUAAGGUUACCUGUGAAGAAGAGAAGACUAAGUGUUCAAUGAAUGAUAUCGCUUGUAUUCAGAGAUGUACCGAGUUUGGAAACUGCUCCUGUCCACCAGGUACCGCCAUGGGUCCAGAUGGCCAAACAUGUGUCGAGGUAAAUGAAUGCAGCUUAUUCAAAGGUGUUUGUCAUCAGAACUGUAUCAACACGCCCAGAGGGUACCGCUGCACAUGUUCCAAGGGAUAUGAAUUGAAUGUGAAUGGAAUUUCCUGUUCAGAUAUCGACGAAUGCGCACGAGGUAUCCAUGGCUGCCACCACAACUGUCGUAAUGUUCCUGGAUCUUACUUCUGCUCAUGUAGCAAAGGAUUCCAGCUCAGUGAUGACCUGAAGUCAUGUGUUGAUAUAAACGAGUGUGCAUUGUACCCUGGGAUAUGCCCCCUUCCUUCGCGAUGCCGCAAUACCAUUGGAAGCCACACUUGUGAUUGUCCCAAGGGAUUUGUUAAUCACAGACACAAGAUUUGUAUCGACGAGAACGAAUGCGCAAACUCCAAUGGCGGCUGUGACCAGGUGUGUCAGAACUACCCAGGAAGUUACCGAUGCUCCUGCAAGUAUGGGUUUAUGUUACAGUCUGACAGGAAAUCAUGCAAAGAUAUCGACGAAUGUUCCAGAUAUUCGUUCCUUUGUCAGCAUAAAUGUGUUAACACGCCGGGAAGCUACAAAUGUACCUGUCCACCUGGUCUGCGGCAACCUAUAAACGGCUUUAUGUGUAUGUAGAAAUAACAGUGUUUCCUUUGUACUGUGAGUGAGAUUCUCUGACAGCCUCACCACUCACGCACUUGGGCAAAGGUUAUAUUUCCUCAUUAAAACACUGUUAAAGAACCCAAAGAUUCUGUUGGAGUAAAAACAUCCAAUUUUCAAGAUAAUGCUUUCGUCUUCAGAAGAAUAGAACAGUAAUUGAGUCAGAAUUGUUUCAAUGUAAAUUCAAGCUUAGUGCAGUAGGUAAGACCAUAAAAGAGGAUCAAAAUAUUUAUUUCAACCUAUCGAGGACUGCUGCUUGACAAAACGGCGAGAGGCUGUAUCAUGUCAACCUUUGAGAGUGG